Molecule: messenger RNA, 1290 nt
Organism: Bicyclus anynana (squinting bush brown)
Lineage: Eukaryota; Metazoa; Arthropoda; Insecta; Lepidoptera; Nymphalidae
Product: zinc finger protein 431
Exons: 8
Coding region: 175-1260 (361 amino acids)
Cellular component (GO): nucleus
Molecular function (GO): zinc ion binding
Source: RefSeq, a predicted model, not a curated record
AAAACAAUUUGUGAUUGUGUGUUGCGUCAAAAAAUUGUAUUUUAAUUUUUACUUUUUACGUUAUCUUGUGGUUUGAAAUAGCUAGACUAGAGUGCAGUGUAGUAAGAACUAAAAACGAAGCAAAUAGGAAUUAGUUGUGAAACUGAAUGGUUAUUAAUUCAUUAGUUCUUCACAAUGACAACAAUCUACCUUGCAAGGAAAUUUUUAACAGCCACUACAACUCAACUAGAAAUGGUUCAAUUACUAAAAAAACGAAACAAACAAGAAAUGGCUGAAACCAAGAAAUCUUUACGAAAAAUUUAUAAAAAUGUAAUAAAAAAUUGUAGACUAUGCCUCAGGCCUGCAGAAACUAAUAUUUUCAAUAACAAGGCAGGUGUAAAUUAUGCAGAAGAUAUAAAACAAUUUUUGGAUGUUGAGGUGGGCCACGGUGACGGCCGGCCGCAGUACAUUUGUGUGGCGUGUGUGAGCACGCUGCGUGACAUUGCUCAGUUGAAACAAACGGCCCAGGUGUCACAGUGGAGACUCCAACAAGAAGCUGCACUGUGUAAAUUGUCAAAAAGAUUUUACAAUGACUUUGUUGAAUGUAACGGUUCUAUCGCAAAAAGAAGUCUGUCUUCUGUCAAAGAAGAAAUAGACUGUCACAAUGAAAAUGAUGUGCAAUGGGAACAGUAUAAAAAGACUAUUAAAACCACCAAAAAUGACAGAGGGCUUUGCCACAGUAAAGUCAAAGUAAAGAAGAGAGCGAGGCGUGCCAUCGUUCCGUGUGUGUGUGAGGUCUGUGGUCUGAAACUCAAAAGACGGGAAAACUUGAAAUCUCACAUGCUGGUGCACUCGAGCGCGUUCAACUUCCCGUGCGAGGCGUGCCCGUACCGCGCGCGCACCGGCGCGGCGCUGGCCAUGCACCGGCGCCGCCACUCCGGCGCGCGCCCCUUCCGCUGCCCGCACGCGGCCUGCGCCAAGGCCUUCCGCAGCGCCUCCAACCUCGCCUCGCACCGCCGCACGCACCUGCCGCCGCCGCACGCCUGCCAGCACUGCUCCAGGAGCUUCCGCUUCAGACAGAUAUUAGAGCAUCACGUAGCAACACAACACAGCAAUGCAAAGCCUUUCAGCUGUUCUCAGUGUGGAAAGUCUUUUGCAACUCGAAAAAUACUCCUCUGUCACGAGCGCAAGGUCCACAAGCGACCCUGCAUGAGGAUCGGCACCACGCCCAGCUACAUCACGGCUCAGGAGCACUCUCAGAAACUAUUACAACAAUCAUAGAAUUAAAUAUAUGCACUUUAGACCACUUUA